AUUGCCAGUCUCCUCCAUCUCACCAAACACCGAGCAUGCACGUCUUACGCCGGUUAUAGAGGAGAAUAUCUUUAAAUAUUCAGAGUGACCCGUGAGCCGAAGCGCGCCACCAUGGAGGCCGUCAAAGCCUUUAACAACGAGCUGUACACAUUGACUGAGUACAAGCCGCCGAUCUCUAAGGCCAAGAUGACUCAGAUCACCAAGUCAGGAAUCAAGGCCAUAAAAUUCUACAAGCAUGUCGUCCAGAGUGUAGAGAAGUUUAUUCAGAAGUGCAAGCCAGAAUACAAAGUCCCUGGGCUGUACGUCAUCGACUCCAUUGUCAGACAGUCACGGCACCAGUUUGGGACAGAGAAGGAUGUUUUUGCCCCUCGCUUCAGCAAGAACAUCAUCACAACGUUCCAGCAUCUUUACAGAUGCCCUCCAGAUGACAAGAGUAAGAUAGUGCGAGUCCUGAAUCUGUGGCAGAAGAAUGCCGUCUUCAAGAGUGACAUCAUCCAGCCUCUGCUGGACAUGGCUGCAGGGAUUCCUCCUCCCAGCACCACUCCUGUCCUGCCCAGCAGUGCUGCACCGAUCAAUAACACUACACCUGGCACCCCAGCGACGCCCGCCACUCCAGCAAAUAUAGUCCAGGGUCUGCCUGACUGGGCCUCCCAGAUCACAAACACAGAUACUGUUGCUGCUGUCGCACAAAUCCUGCAGAGUCCCCAGGGACAACAGCUGCAGCAACUGGUCCAGAGUCUGCAGAUGCAGCAGCAGAAGCCUCAGCCAUCCCUGCUGCAGGCCUUGGAUGCUGGCCUGGUGGUACAAUUACAAGCUCUGACAGCUCAGCUUACUGCUGCCGCCACUGCCAACAGCCUCAACCCCCUGGAGCAAAGAGUCUCCUCUUUUAAUAAGAAACUGUUGGGUCCUUUUGACUUUGGGAACGAUUCAGAACGUAGCGAGGAAGCUAAAAAGGACUCCUCAUCUUCUCAAAUGCCCAUGGUGUCUGAGCCCAUGAACAGCUCACUCUUUCAUCAACUGGCCGAGCAACUCCAGCAACAAAACCUGGAGCAGUUUCAGAAGCAGCUGCUAGAGCACCAGCAGAAGGCCAUGAACAUCGAAGGGCAGGACUCAAUGUACGGGCAGGAAAACUCGGUGCCGACGGCUCAGAGCAGCUCUCAGCCACAGCUUCCUGAGCCGGAGAACAAGAUGGACGACUCCAUGGACAACCAGCAGCAGGAUAUGGAUCUGGAUGAGGGCCCUGAGGGAAUGGAGGAGGAGAUCUUUGAGGCAGAAGAGAAGAAGACCCUAAGCACGCGUUCCCAGACACGUUCUAGGUCACGCUCUAGAUCUCCCAAACGAAGAAGGUCCAGGUCCCGCUCCGGCUCACGGAAACGGAAACACCGUAAGCGCUCCCGUUCCCGCUCCAGAGAUCGCAAGAGGAAGUCGUCGCGGUCUUACUCCAGUGAAAGACGGGCCCGGGAACGAGAGAAGGAGCGGCAGAAGAAAGGAUUACCACCCAUACGAUCCAAGACUCUUAGUGUUUGCAGCACGACACUGUGGGUGGGCCAGGUGGACAAAAAGGCCACUCAGCAAGACCUCACCAAUCUGUUUGAAGAGUUUGGUCAGAUUGAGUCCAUCAAUAUGAUCCCUCCUAGAGGCUGUGCCUACAUCUGUAUGGUCCACAGACAGGAUGCAUACCGCGCCCUUCAGAAACUCAGCACUGGCUCCUUUAAGAUCGGCUCCAAGAUCAUCAAGAUUGCGUGGGCUCUGAACAAAGGCGUAAAGCAAGAGUACAAGCAGUUUUGGGAUGCAGACCUGGGCGUCACCUACAUCCCAUGGGAGAAGGUCAAGAUGGAUGAUCUGCAUGGUUUUGCUGAAGGGGGAAUUAUUGAUCAAGAAACCAUCAACGAUGAGUGGGAAACAACCAAGAUCUCCGAACCAGCCAAGGAAGUUACAAGUCAGGUGGUUAGCACUGAGCCCACAGUGGUGUCUAAUACCCAAACGGAGACCUACAACCAGCAGGUUACCAUGAUGCCUGUACAGCUACCAGUAGCCCAGGCAGUUCCUGCUGCCAUAAGUUUGGUGCCGCCUACGUUUCCUGUCACAAUGGGCAUACCUCCACCAGGCUACGGACCACCGCCGCCAUUUUUAAGACCUGGCUUCAAUGCAUCUCAGCCCCCACCAGGAUAUAUGCAGGCACCACAUACCGCGGGAAUAGCCUCCGUAACUACAUCUCUAGUGCAGCCUUCAGUGGCCUCCAACCAAGAUGCAGUGAUGCCUCCAACCAGCACCAUCCCCGGCAGCUUCCUGCCCUCGGCCAUGCCGGGCGCGGGUGUUUUUAACCCGGUUGGAGUCCAACCUCAGCAAACCAACAGUGAGAAGUCUGCAGAGGGCAUGGAUGCUGCAGCAGAGCUCACACUACAAGGCAUGCAGAAUGCAGUCCGCAGUGGGAUGGGUCUCCUUGGAAUGCAUCCCCCAGCUUCCCUACCCCAUCCUCUGCAUCAGGCAGGCUUGAACGCACCAAGAAUGCCCGGCUUGUUGCCCCUCGAUGUACGACCCAACCUCCUUCAACCGGGGGCGGCCGCCCGCUUCCCGCUCCUCAUGCAGCAGGGUCCUCCUCGGCAAGCAGGCGGUCUCCUUGACAAUUCCCUUCAUGCCCGUCCCAGGGCUCCCUUCCCUCAGAUGGACCCGUUCACCAGACCCCCCAACCUCUCCAAUGAAAGUGUCUCCAAAACAGAAGAUGAGUCCUCUGGUGCUGAUGAGGGCAAAGAUCAGGACUACCGCUUCCCCCCUAUGGAGAAGCCAAGCGUAGGCCUCCUGCCGACCCCUCCACCAGAGCACAGGGAGCCUCUAGGAGGUGGUGGGGGGGUUCCAGGAGGAGGGAGACCUCCGUUGCUCCAGACCCCUGGAACUCAACCACAGAGGUCCAGCUUAGCGGGCCGUUUGCAGGCUCUGGCAGGAUUCAGUCCCGAUAACCGCUGGAACCAGGGUAAAGGGGACUUUGAUGAGCGAGACGGCAUGCGAGGAGGACCACCGCCCCCAGGUGGUCCCAAAGGCUUUCAGGACGAGCGUCCCCCGCCGGGGCAGAACUUCCCCAAUCGCUUUGAUAACCGACCUGGUGUUACAGGUGGGCCAACAGGGGGACCUGUCGGGGGCCCGCACCCCUGGAACCGCGGAGGUGGACCCACGCCUCCUUUCAAUAGUGAACAUCAUAAAGACCUGGAUGACCGAAGACGUCCGUGGGAGAGACAGAGAGACCGAGACGAACGAGAUUUUGACUUCAGGAGAGACGUGAACGGCAACCGGCCAAACCGCGAGCGAGAGCGGGAACGGGAGCGCGACAGGGAGCGGGAACGAGGCCGAGAACGCCCCAGGGAGUCCGAACGCGACAGAGAGCACGACAAGGAGAAGGAGCGUGGCGGCUGGACGCCUCUCCUGCCGCUCACCACGCCACUCCUUCCUACUCCUCCCCUCAAUCCCAACAGGGCGCUUAAUCAAGGGAAACUCCUCGCUCCUCUUAAACUAAACCCCCUGGUUCCAACACAUUUCCAGUCCUCCCGCUUUGCUCAAGGUCAGGCCAAAGCGCCUCUCCUGAGUCAGCCGCCCCCUCAGGCUCAGCUUAGGUACCCUCCUCCAUCACUGAACCCGCCGCCCGUUUCUGAGACCCAGGGGGAAGCCCGGGUUCCCGCUGAAACGCCUCAGGCAAAGUCUCCCCCCUCUGCCGAGUCGCCCCACCGGUCAUCCGACGGCAAGACUCCAAGCACGUUAACCGAACCCCCCGCUCAGUCUGAGCCGCCACAGUCAGAGAGCCCUCCACAGAUGCAGUCCCCCCCGCCCGUCGCCCAGGCACCCACAGAGACCACUGCUUCCCCAGACACUAAGCGGCCCAGCCACGACUCACCUCUGGGCUUCUCACAGGCCGGCAGCCCCCAAAACGAUCGGCCUCGCUCUACGGAGAAGCAGGAAGAGCCGCAGAAGGACGAGAACGGGGGACCAGAGAGGGCCCCCACACCCGAACCCCAGUGGGUAAAUGGACCAGGUCAGGACAGUGUCAGCACGGCUGAGCCCACGCCAGAGGCCUCCCCUGAAGCCGAGCCCAACCCAGGCCCUGCCUGCGGUUCUCCGCAGCCUCAAAGUGAAGCCGAGCCACGGCAGGAGCGACUGUCGUCUCCUAAGGACCUAAACAAUGAACAGAGUGAGCCCCAGGAGGACGCUCCGAGUCAGCCAGUGGUAGACACUGUCACAGACACUGAGGGGACAUAAUCAUCACUCAGUAGGUAAAAGAUCAUUUUGUAAAGUUGUCUCUUCUUCUCUGUACUCAUGUCAGCAAACUACCACCACAGCACGGGACAUGACGAAUACUGACUCACACCAGUUGUUGUCUGAUACGCAACGACAAAAGAUUUUAUCCCUGACAAAUACCAGUGUACUUACAUAGAUGGCUUAUCAGGUGAUUUACGGAUAGAUUUUCUUUGUAUUUUAUUUCCUUAUUCCCUUUUUUUUUUUUUUUUUCAGUUGUAAAACCACGCCACCCUUCUUAAUUAAUAUAAGCUCGGUAAGUUUUAUUCAAUUGCCUGCCAAGAUGUUUCAAUUGUAUAUGGGGAAAUUUAGCUUUGACCUUCCUAUGGAAGACGGUGGGAAAUCCUGGUUGUUCAACAAAUGGAUUGACUGCAGAAUAUGAGAUACUUGAAAACAGCAGCUGCUCGCCCGGUCUGUCUCCUCCUCCUGUUAAAGCGAUGCUGCAAAGUUUUACAACUAAUGCUUUUAUGUUGUUUCAUGAACAUUUCUGUGUCUAAGCAGAAUUAAUAUAACCUGACUCUCGCCAGAUGGAUUUCGUUCGGCAGAGCUCCACAUAUCUGUCUGGGGAUCGCUCCAUUGGGAUGCAUUUCACGAGGGGCCUUAUCAGAACUGCAUUUGUCCGCCAUUUUUACUGAUGUGCUAUUUCAACCACCCACAUUGAAACCGAAAACAUCGUUUCCACUAACAAAAGCCUUCAAAGCUGCUCUCUGGUGUUCUUUUAAAGAACUAAUAUUUGGUAAAUUGGACAACACUGAUGAAAUGGCAGCAUCAAUGUAACCGCUUGCUUCCUGCGAGCCACCAUCUGAAUUCAGUCGCUUCUCUGAUGCAUAACACUUACAAAAAUCCCGCCCGGCCAUCCUGAUUGGCUCACGCAUUUUAUGUGGUAUUGAAAUCCCUCCCAAUGGCAGCGACUCCAGAUGGAUGUGCGGAGUCGUGUGGAGCUCGGCAGAACUACAUCCGUCUGGCGAGAGUCAAGUUAAGACUAAUUGCCUUCAUAAAAUCACAGCGUAAACAGCUGCUUUUAUUUGAGGAAAGAAAAUCUGAUUUUUACUUUGCAUUUUCAGAAGUCUGUUUUUCCUCCCAAAUUUGACAACAGUCUGUAAUUUGUUUCUAAUAAUCCAAUGACUUAAAAGAAGUACAUAUAUAUAAAAAAUAAAUAAAUCACGUACUAGUGGGGAGGAAAAAGAAAAUAAACGGAGCGAUGUUCUGAUGUCGGGCUGCAUAUUGUUUUAGUUUGAAAUAAAUCUGCUCUUUCUGUUCAAAACACAUGCUUUAGAACUGUUUUCUGACCCAGGACCAGUGGAAAAAUAAGACUGCUUUGCUUUUCAGACUCGUACACACUGUGUGCUGUGACUUCAGUCGAUUUGACGAUCUCAAGUUGCUGCUAUACCAUCCAUCCACAGAGCGCUUUGUUGGAUGCAACCGUGGGACUUUUAGAUAUUUAGCUUCUGAUGACUUCAGCCUGUAUGUUUGCCUAAGCUUUUCGCUGGGUGACUGUUGAUUAUGGCUCUGUGCCUUUCUUUGAAUGGAUUUGUCGUUCACGAUGCUACCCGACACCUCUGUGUGACGCACGCCAGACUGUGCGUGCGAGUGUGUUUCAGAGGGCUCUCUGAGAAAGAAGGCCGCCAGCACAGAACUGACUUACCUGCCGAUUUGAAUGGUAGCUGCACAGAUUGUACAGCACUUGCCUGUGCAUGCAGGCCUCCUGUAGCCAUGUUUUAACCCUCCUGUCUCUCUUCAUUUCAUACUUGUAGUGGGUUUUCUGUUGACACAUACUACCAGAAAUCUAUAGUCUGCUGUUCCUCUCAGACCAAAUGUCUACUGCAGGAGUUGUGAUGUUAAAUAAAAACUGAAGGUGAAUCAGA
This is a messenger RNA of Fundulus heteroclitus (mummichog), 6146 nucleotides long. It is a transcript of the gene scaf8, whose product is annotated as SR-related CTD-associated factor 8. NCBI's taxonomy places the organism in Eukaryota, Metazoa, Chordata, Actinopteri, Cyprinodontiformes, Fundulidae. The transcript has 20 exons. The coding region runs from base 112 to 4245 and encodes 1377 amino acids. The record is from RefSeq and is a predicted model, not a curated record. Gene Ontology annotation, molecular function: RNA binding. Gene Ontology annotation, cellular component: nucleus.